AGAAAUCAGUUUUUGUAUAUUGGAAAAUAGAAGAUGAAUGAAUAUGGCGUGCGCUUUGCAAAGGGUUUUUCUUUGCAUGAGGCGCUAGCAAUUAUAGAAGAUGACGACAUUGAAGCUGAGUCUAUCACUUUGUUACCCCUCAUUAAUGCAUGCGGUAACAUAACCGACAAGGAUUCUGGAGACGAAAAGACUGGAUAUCAACAACUUGCCAGGAAGCUUAAUGCAAGCUGAGGUCGAAAUAAAUAAGAAUCAAAACGAUGAUAUGUGGAGUCC
Molecule: messenger RNA, 273 nt
Organism: Acanthoscelides obtectus
Lineage: Eukaryota; Metazoa; Arthropoda; Insecta; Coleoptera; Chrysomelidae
Source: the annotation of a GenBank genome assembly